Messenger RNA from Kalmanozyma brasiliensis GHG001, 726 nucleotides. Its product is annotated as Exon junction complex, Pym. Gene Ontology annotation, biological process: exon-exon junction complex disassembly. Gene Ontology annotation, molecular function: RNA binding. The record is from RefSeq and is a predicted model, not a curated record. The coding region runs from base 1 to 726 and encodes 241 amino acids. Gene Ontology annotation, cellular component: cytoplasm; exon-exon junction complex. The transcript is spliced from 2 exons. Lineage: Eukaryota; Fungi; Basidiomycota; Ustilaginomycetes; Ustilaginales.
AUGAGCGCGGCGUCGACAUCGAGAGAGCCCAAGGCAUCGGCCGCAGGCAUCGUUCAGCGAGCUGAUACGCAGCAGAGGGUCAUCCCAGAGUCAAGAAGAGCGGACGGAUCAAUACGGAAAGAGCGGAAGGUGCGGCCUGGCUUCACCCCGGUGGAGGACGUGGUUCGCUAUCGCCCCGGGAGAGCAAGGGAAGCCGAAGAAGCUCGUAGACGAGCAGUUCCAGGAAGCGUACCAUCGCCCGCAGCUUCGACACCGGGCGCCUCUUCUUCCACAACAUCACCUGACUCACAAAGUGCCAUUCCUUCCGCCCUAGCCGAUACCACUCGGACAUCCCGUGCAGCAGCUUCGGCCACGAUUUCGCCGGGCAAAGACACAGCUCAACGGCCGCGCGGCAACUUCGCUCCGCUUGAGCCACAAAAGACACCAUCGAGGAAGGACGCAUCUUCCGACAAGAGUGCGACCGUCACAUCCGGGGCUUCCUCAUCCGAGGCGAAGCCUUGGCGCAACUCCCGACUGCGUAGACCAGUGCAGCCGACGCAGAGUCAGCAUUCGUCGGCUGAGCCGGACGCUCGUGAUCAAGACGAAGGAGACGCCAGCGACAAGUCCAAUCAGACAAAGGGGGAUUUGCCGUCAUCGAAGUCAAGUCCAUCCGCAGACGACUUGGCGGACGAGCUCGACUCGCUUCGCAUUGACAAGGGCAACGCGGCGCAAGGGAAGCCAAAUUGA